Messenger RNA from Durusdinium trenchii, 510 nucleotides. The record is from the annotation of a GenBank genome assembly. NCBI's taxonomy places the organism in Eukaryota, Dinophyceae, Suessiales, Symbiodiniaceae.
AUGGAGCUGCUGGGUGAACAAAAGCUCGCUGUCUAUAGGUUGCGGUUCACAUUCACUUUGGACAGCCGGGCAGACGCGAUGCGGCAUAGAAGUGAGCCAGCUUUGGCCUGGGCCUUCGCCGCGGCCGGCUUGGCGCAUUUCAAGGCCCUCCCAGGCUUUUGCCCCACCAGCAGCUGGCUGUGCCGGCAAGGCACCAGUAGCUGGUGGAGGGUCACCCCCACAUCCUCCAGCCAUUUCUUCCUGGAGAUGAGCCACUGCCCGAGAAGAACGAUGCAGACCCUGUUGCAGAACCAGCUGAAUCGCGGGUGGUUGGGGAAGACGUCACCGCUGCCGUGCGGACUUGGGCUAUGUCCAAAAUGGCUGCGAUCUAGAAUGUCCAGGAGUCAACUCUGGCGGUGGCUCAGCAGCCUUCUGCAAAGCAGCGGCAGCAGCCUUGAGAGAUUGACACUCUGGCGGACGAGCUUUGGGCACACCAGUGCACUGCACCUGCCAGAGGUCUUGAAAAUAUAG